GCACUGCGCCUGCGCCUGACGUCGCUUCCGUUUCUCUUGGCAACAGAGGCAAACUGAGAAGAGCUGGAGGAGCCGCAGCAGACAAAAUGGCUCAAGUUGAAGAAACACUAACGAGAAUUGAAUCCAGUAAAGGUGUGAUUGGAACCAUACUUGUCAAUGCAGAAGGAAUUCCCCUCAGAACUACUUUAGAUAACUCCACAACUGUUCAAUAUGCAGAACUUCUGAGCCAGCUCUCGACGCUGGCUAGGACCACAGUCAGAGAUAUUGACCCCCAGAAUGACCUCACCUUCCUGCGCAUCCGCUCCAAGAAACAUGAGAUCAUGGUUGCACUAGAGAACAACUAUCAGCUGAUAGUCAUCCAGAACCCAUGUGAAUAACUGGCAGGCAUUUCUAUGGGAGUCAGCCUUUGUCACAUGCUGGCGUUUUAUCUGGGGAAAAGAUUUUUCCUCUGUGGUAUGUUGCUCCAUGUACUGCAUAAUCCCUCUUUUUCUACUUCGCGUCCAGAGUGUGUUGCCUUUAUCUUUGUUUUACUUUACAGGGUGGGGAAGCAAAAAUGUCCCAUUGACAAGUUUGAAUGUCCGGCCCAAACGGUGAGGGUAAUCAAAACAAUAAUUAAAAUCAAAGUUCCUUACCUUUAACCAAUCUUUUUAGUAUUUGUCAGACCUUGGUGCAUUGUGAAGUUAGCAAGCAACAAGCAAAACGCAACAGGGUUUGUGAUCUCCUGGAUGCCCAAAUCCCUCAGAAGGACAUUGCCAAGAUUGUUGGCAUCAGUGAGAGGACCAUUCACCACAUCCAGCAUGCCAGACAAUCCCGUUUGGGCACCAAGAGAUCUCCAGAUGGUCCUGGGGGUCUUGGGCUCAGAUGGCAAUAAGAUGCCCCGCUACUUCUUCAAGCCAGAUCAGAAAAUUGGGGCUGAUGUGUACUACAAAGUUCUGAGAUACAUCGUUUUGCCCUGGCUGAAGGCCACCUACCCUGACAACAACUAUGUGUGGCAGCAAGAUGGGGCUCCUGCUCACACAUCAAUUAAGGUCCAAAAGUUCUGUGAGUAGAAUAUGAUGAACUUCUGGCCCAAAGGCAUUUGGCCCCAGAGCUCACCUGAUCUAAACCCCUGGAUUUUUUCUGAUGGGGCGCCAUUGAGUUGAGGACUAAUGCCACCCCUCAUGCCAAUAUGGAUUUACUUAAGGCUGCAUUCUCCAGGGAAUGGGAGGCCUACCCCAAGGAGGAUAUCAGGAGGGUCUGUUCCUCUUUCAGAGGCUGUAUCGAGGCCUUCAUCAUGGCUGAUGGAGGACAGAUUGAAUAAACAUGCUCUGAAAGCUUUAAAUUUGUGUUCUUCAAGAAAUCAGUUCAAAAUUCCAAAGAAUAAAAAAGUUAUACCCAUUUGUAGUUGUUUUUACCUGACGGGACAUUUUUGCUUCCCCACCCUGUAACUAUUUCUUUCAUUUUAUUUCUUUGUCUUGAUAUUAAAUAAGUUUGUGAAAUAAAGCUGCUUGUCAAUGUGCAAUACGACAUCAUUCAAUUUAGGUCUGUUAACGUCCAGAUGAGUGACAAAGUGACAAAUUCUAUCAGCAACCUAAAUUACAGACAUAGCAAAUGUGCAUACAGAUGUUCUGCAUUAUAAAAUCCAGCAUAACUCCUCCCGAUCAGAGGUCUAUUAAAAGAAGGUAAAAGAAAA
Messenger RNA from Acanthochromis polyacanthus (spiny chromis), 1672 nucleotides. RefSeq names its product dynein light chain roadblock-type 2-like. Gene Ontology annotation, biological process: microtubule-based movement. Gene Ontology annotation, molecular function: dynein intermediate chain binding. Bases 87 to 377 code for a protein of 96 amino acids. The transcript is spliced from 4 exons. Gene Ontology annotation, cellular component: cytoplasm; centrosome; cytoplasmic dynein complex. NCBI's taxonomy places the organism in Eukaryota, Metazoa, Chordata, Actinopteri, Pomacentridae. The record is from RefSeq and is a predicted model, not a curated record.